Messenger RNA from Meyerozyma guilliermondii ATCC 6260, 1212 nucleotides. It is a transcript of the gene SGA1, whose product is annotated as glucan 1,4-alpha-glucosidase. The transcript has a single exon. Gene Ontology annotation, molecular function: glucan 1,4-alpha-glucosidase activity. Gene Ontology annotation, biological process: polysaccharide metabolic process. Lineage: Eukaryota; Fungi; Ascomycota; Pichiomycetes; Serinales; Debaryomycetaceae. Gene Ontology annotation, cellular component: fungal-type vacuole. The record is from RefSeq and is a predicted model, not a curated record. The coding region runs from base 1 to 1212 and encodes 403 amino acids.
AUGCUCAUGGAACAUUUGUAUGACACGAACUUGGGAGAUUCCAAAACGAAGCGUUUAGUUGAGCUUUAUAUUUCUAACUGUCAUACUCUUCAACGACUUGACAAUUUGAGCGGAAAAUUUGACGACGAGAAACGCUCUGGUUUGGGCGAGCCAAAGUUUUACUUGAACUCUACACCGUUUAACGGGGCAUGGGGUCGUCCACAGAGCGACGGUCCGGCGUUGAGACUGUCUACUAUUAUCCAGUACCUCAAUUUGCUCUUGGCACAUAAGGCAAAAUUUGAGAAUCCCGAUCUUGAGUCUCCAUACUACGUUUACCAUGAAAUAGUCAAACCGGAUCUUGAGUUUGUCGUUGCCAACUGGGAGAUGCAGACAUUUGAUUUGUGGGAGGAGAUACAUGGGGUUCACUUAUACACUUCCAUGGCACAUCUUCGGUCAUUAGUCGAUGGCAUCGACAUAGCACGAGCGUUUGGCGACUUUGAGUUUGUUCAAAAUUUGACGUCAACUUUCGAAAGCGUUAAGAAAUUUAUAUUGUCUGAGGCUGGGUUUGUGGGUGAAAAUCACCUUCUAGAAACCCCAAGUUUGGUGAUGUCGGGUAAAAGAGGAGGCCUUGAUUCAGCAAUCAUUCUCGCAGCUCUCCACUCCCAUAAUUUGGAAGCUGGAAACCAUACUAGUAUACCCUUUGACAUCGACGAUAGCAAGGUUCUACAAACAUUACAUGCAUUUGUCGACCAAAUGAAGCAACUUUAUCACUUGAACAGAAACUUGAGUGGGGAGGGUAUUGGUGCCGCUCUCGGACGUUAUCCGGAAGACAUUUAUAAUGGAGUCGGAACUUCUGAGGGCAACCCGUGGUUUCUCUGCACUGCAUCUGCAGCCGAAGCCGUUUACAAAUUGGUGUACAAAUUGAAUCACAAUCGUCAAGACAUUAUCAUUGAUGAAUGUAAUCGAGAAUUCUUCAAGCAAUUUUUUCCCCAACGUCUAGGAAACAAGAUUUCGUAUGGAUCUGACGAUUUCAAAUUGAUCACCUCCAGAAUGUUCAGUUACUCUGAUUCAUUCUUGCAAAUUAUUCAGGCCCAUGUGGACGACCAAGGACACAUAUCUGAACAGUUCAAUCGAUAUAACGGACUCAUGGAAGGCGCUCGAGACUUGACGUGGAGCUACGGUGCUGUGUGGAAUGCUAUCAGAUGGAGAAAGAAAGCCAUAGGCUAUAUUUGA